GUAUUUGCUGGAGACAGGCUGUCAUCAACAAAGCCCCCUCUUGCUCUCUAUUUGCUUUGGUCCUCCCCUUACCUUACGUUCUCUCUCUCUUUCUCUCUAGGGUUUUCAUUCGCGAUUUUCAUUCAAAAUCUGGUUUCAGCUCACUCGAUCUGGACUUCGACUUUGCACCGCGGUGAUCGUUAUAUCUGUCAAGUUAUCCGGAGGUUUAUUCCGACAGAAUCAACCCUCAAGUGGCCAUCUUGAAUAGUCGGUUUGCCGAAGCUUUGAAAAUCGAUACCAUUAAGUGUAUGCUGGUAUCCAAAAACUAUUUUUCUCUUCGAGAUAUGAUUAAACUCUGUCUUAUUCAUGUAGCUUGAACUCCAAGUUACCUGGGGUUUUUAUGUAUCCAUGCUGUCGGAGAGCAUGCGUGGAAUCUGUCUUUUGGGUGAUGCCCCUGACAAAAUUAGUUGCUGAUGCACUUGGUGUCGUCACAAUAUCACUCGUAGCUGUUUUGGGUCUUAUCGGUUUCCUCUGCAUCUUAUACUCGUUCUACUUCCGAUCUCACAUUCGCGGUCAAGGGUAUAACCGUCUUGGAUAUUUUGCGGGCCCGUGGGUCAUCCGCGUCAUUUUCAUAUUAUUUUCAAUUUGGUGGGGUUUUGGAGAGAUUUUACGCCUUGAGUUUCUUCGACAAGACGGUCGCGUAUUACGUACGCUUAACUCAAAAUGGCAAGAUAUGGUUUGCAAAUGCUACAUCAUGUCAAACCUAGGGUUUGCGGAACCGUGUUUAUUCCUCACCCUCGUGUUUCUUCUUCGUGCAUCAUUACAAAAAACCGAGUCGGGCCCGUUGAGUCAAAACUGGAAUUUCAAAACUGCCGUUUACGUUCUUCUAUGUUGCUCGCCUAUGUUUGCCCUUCAGUUAACGGUUGUUCUAGUCGGACCGCACUAUAAAACCGACAUGCAUGUGCACACAAACAAAUGGAGAAAGUUUUUCAGAAUUACGUCUCAUAAGCAAAACGAAGUGGCCCGUUGUUAUUAUCCGUUAAUGAGUACCAUCUUUCUUGGUGUUUUUGCCACCAUGUUGACUCUCUAUUUGUUCUUGCUCGGGAGGCGAAUAUUAAGUUUGGUUAUAAGUAAAGGGUUGCAGAAACGCGUUCUCAUAUUAAUAAUUUCCAUUUCUAGUUUCUUCCUGUUACGGGUUCUGUUACUCAGUCUAUCCGUUUUCUCAAACCCCGGUGAAACCGUUUUUGAAGUUCUCGCAUUCUUGGCGUUUCUUUCGCUUCUAUGUUGUUCCGGGAUCGGUGUUUGUAUGCUUGUUUACUUCCCGAUCGCGGAUUCAUUGGCGUUGAAGACUUUACAAGAUUUAGAGGAUAGGAGAAGGAUUAUCGAAGAACACAAUGACACUCUUUCUCUAAUUGCUAACCAAAGCCCUCUCGAUGAUCGCGAUCGUGAUAAUUUGGGAAAGCAGGGGUCAAUAUCGUUUCGUGCAACGGAGAUGAAUGAUCGGGAUCGGUCGGGAGGGUUUGUGGAACUGAGUUUAUUUUCGCCUAGUCAGCAUUCGACUCCGGUGGGUUCACCUCAGAUACUGGGCUGGCCUAUGCUCCCCUCGGACGCAACCUGAAUGAAAAAAAGGCUCAAUUUUGUGGUAAAUCAACAGUUUGUAAAGGGUUUUUAGACUUCUUAAUAAGGAUUGCUGUUUUUAUUUUUAUUUUUUUUUUGUUUUAUUUGUUUUGGAGAUUUGAGAUAUGUAUGUUGGUUUGGCUGAAAAUCCACCUUGUUUUUGUUUGGUGGGAAUUAUGAUAUGUAUCUCAUUACAUUAUGCAACUAUAAACCCUUGUGAAAUUUCUUCUUUCUAGUUACAAUAGUUGGUGCAUUCUGUUUA
Molecule: messenger RNA, 1858 nt
Organism: Helianthus annuus (common sunflower)
Lineage: Eukaryota; Viridiplantae; Streptophyta; Magnoliopsida; Asterales; Asteraceae
Exons: 2
Coding region: 380-1597 (405 amino acids)
Source: RefSeq, a predicted model, not a curated record